ACGUUAAAAUCAAUCAAUGAGAUAAGAGGGGAGGAAUUCCUGUCAAUGAAGAAACUUUGCAUUUACACCAAGAUAAUACUUGAGUCAUGCUGAGCGGAGUUCACGAGUUCAAUAAUGUUACAGCGGUCGACACUUUCAUAUGAUAAACCACCAAAUGAAUGAGUGAAUUCUACGCGGGGAGAUUCUGUCAGAAUUUGAAAACCAACUUUAAUGUCAAAUAAUACGUUGAGUGAACACUAAAAAUAAAUGAUUAACCCGUUUAUACCGUAAAAACAGCGCGUGUUCAGUGGAGCUGUCAGUUUUUAUUGCUCAUUCAACCAACCAGCAGCAAAAUAUUGAGUUGUCUCGAGCGCUGCCCGCCCGCGUUUUAAAGGGCCACCGCAGGUAUUGACAAGUUUGUUGUCCGAACAUUUCAGCUUGCCAUCACAUACCAUUGACGAACCUGGAUUCACUAAACUUGUAUCAUGUCGUCGGGAGCAGAGAAAAGGCUAGACAGCCGAAUGAAAAAGUUGGAAUUCAUGAUCAGAGACCCGAAGUCAGCGUUAAACUUGGAGAGUUUACUGGAGUCCAUGAAUGCCUUGGCCCUGGAUCUGGACUACCCUGCACUACGAAAAAACAAAAAUAUAGACGCCUUCUUAAACCGAUAUGAGAAGUCCAUGGUUAAGAUGCGUGACCUGCAGGUAAAGCUGGAUGACUUUGACAGGGUGAAGAUGAUCGGCAGAGGAGCCUAUGGAGAGGUGCAACUGGUCCGUCACAAGGCGUCUCAGAAGGUGUACGCCAUGAAAAAGCUGAGCAAGUUUGAGAUGAUCAAGCGCUCGGACUCUGCCUUCUUCUGGGAGGAGAGAGACAUCAUGGCUUUCUCCAACAGCCCCUGGGUCAUCCAGCUGUGCUGUGCUUUCCAAGAUGACCGCCACCUUUACAUGGUUAUGGAGUAUAUGCCCGGUGGAGACCUGGUCACCUUGACCAUGAACUAUGACAUGCCAGAGAAGUGGGCCCGAUUCUACACUGCCGAGGUGGUGCUGGCUCUAGAUACCAUACACUCUAUGGGUUUCAUCCACCGUGACGUGAAACCAGACAACAUACUGCUGGACCAAAAUGGCCACCUCAAGCUGGCUGACUUCGGCACCUGCAUGAAGAUGGACUCGAUGGGCAUGGUCCACUGUGACACGGCGGUGGGGACUCCAGACUACAUCUCCCCCGAGGUGCUCAAUUCUCAGGGGGGCGACGGCUACUAUGGCCGCGAGUGUGACUGGUGGUCUGUGGGGGUCUUCAUCUUUGAGAUGCUGGUCGGUGACACCCCAUUUUAUGCCGAGUCACUAGUAGGAACGUACGGGAAGAUCAUGGAUCACAAGAAUAACCUUAACUUCCCAGACGAUGUGCAGAUGUCCAACGAUGCCAAGGACCUCAUCUGUGCCUUCCUGUCUGACAGGGAGGUGCGCCUGGGGAGGAACGGCGUGGAGGAGAUCAAGAGACACCCCUUCUUCAGAAAUGACCAGUGGACCUUCCACACCAUCCGACAGACAGUGGCCCCAGUUGUACCAGAGCUGAGCAGUGACAUAGACACCAGUAACUUUGACGAGAUUAAGGAUGACAAAGGCGACGUGGAGACCUUUCCCACACCAAGGGCCUUUGUGGGCAACCAGCUGCCAUUCGUGGGCUUCACCUACUUCAAAGAAGACCAGCUGCUGAGAGGUGGGAAUACAGGGAUAUCUGUGGAGGACUCUAAAGACUGUAAGGAUAGCUCUGAGGAAAAAGAGGACAGCAUCAAAGGAGAGCUGCAAAAUAAACUCAAUUGUCUGGAGGAGCAGCUCAACCAUGAGAUGCAGGCCAAAGACGACCUCGAGCACAAGUGCAAGACUACCACUAGCCGUCUAGAGAAGCUGGUCAAAGAGAUCGACGAGGAGAUGAACAGCAGGCAGAGAGUGGAGUCAUCGCUGAGGCAGCUGGAGAGAGAGAGGGCCCUGCUGCAGCACCAGAGUGCUGAGAACCUCCGCAAGGUGGAGAUGGAGGCAGGCAGGAAACGCAGCCUCGAGAAUGAGCUAAAUGGCCUGCGGGACCAGCUUGAAGAGCUGAAGAGGAGGAACCAGAACUCUCAGCUCUCCAACGAGAAGAACAUCCACCUGCAGAGACAGCUGGAGGAGGUGACAGCGGUGCUGGCCGAGGAGCAGGAGGCGACGGGGCGGCUGCGGAGGAGCCAGUCAGAGGCCCAGAAGCAGGCCCAGGCCCUGGAGUUCAACCUCAGGGAGCUGGUGGACAACUGCACCCAGCUGGAGAACGCCAAGAUGGGCCUGGAGCAGCAGCUUAUGGGUCUGCAGGCCGAUCUGGAGGCCGAGAGGCAGGACCGCAGCCUAGGGACAGAGAUUAUACUGGACCUGCAGGGGCAUAUCCAGGGUCUGGAGGCGGAGGUGAAGCACGUGAAGGGUUCUCUCUCCAAUUCACAGAUGGAGAAGAGGCAGCUACAGCAUAGGCUCACUGACAUGGAAAAGGAGAAGAGCAACCAGGAGAUUGACCUGGCGUUCAAGCUCAAGUCACUGCAGCAGAGCUUUGACGCGGAGCGGGCAGAGCACAAGGUCACCAAGACACGCCUGGCUGACAAGAACCAGAUCUACGAGUCCAUCGAAGAAGCCAAGUCUGAGGCCCUGAAAGGGAUGGAGCGGACGCUGCAGGAGGAGCGGAGCCACAAGCUGCAGUUGGAGUCCAGGCUGCUGCACCUGGAGAAGGAGCACUCCAUGCUGGACUGUGACUACAAGCAGGCUGAGCACAAACUGGACGAGCUGCGCACGCACAAGGACAAACUCGCUGAGGAGGUGAAGAACCUGAGCCUGUGUAUGGAGCAGGAGGAGAAAAAGCGCAUGCUGAGCCAGAACGACCUGAAUGUCCAGACCCAGCAGGUGACUGCUCUGUGCUCCUCGGAGAAGCAGCUGAAGCAGGAGCUCAACCACCUGCUAGACAUGAAGCACAGCCUGGAGAAACAGAACCAGGAGCUACGCAGGGAGAGACAGGAGACUGACGGACAGCUGAAGGAGAUGAAGGACCAGCUGGAGGCUGAACAGUAUUUCACGACCCUGUACAAGACCCAGAUCCGGGAGCUGAAGGAGGAGUGUGAUGAGAGGAACAAGCUGUAUAAGGACAUUCUGCAGAGACUGGAGGAGUACCAGGAGGAAAGGGAUUCCCUGGCAGCACAGCUGGGGGUGAGCCUAACCAAGGUGGACUCUGAACAGCUGGCGCGCUCCAUCGCCGAGGAGCAGUACUCCGAUCUGGAGAAGGAGAAGAUCAUGAAGGAGCUGGAGAUAAAGGACAUGAUGGCCCGACACAGGCAGGAGCUAGGGGACAAGGAGGCCACCAUCGGCUCGCUGGAGGAGUCCAACCGCACCCUGACCGUGGACGUGGCCAACCUGGCCAAUGAGAAAGAGGAGCUCAAUAACCAACUGAAGGAGAUGCAGCAACAGCUCCAGAAGGCCAGGGAGGAGGAGAGACAUAUGAACAGUGUGAAGAUGUCCUUCGAGAAGAAUCUGCAGACGGAGAGAACACUUAAGAUACAGGCGGUCAACAAGCUGUCUGAAAUCAUGAACCGGAGGGAGACGAUGCGUGCGGGUCACCGCCACGAUGACACCCUGGACAUGCGCAGGAAGGAGAAGGAGAACAGGAAGCUACAGCUGGAGCUGAGAUCGGAGAAGCAGAAACUCAACAGCACCAUCAUAAAGUACCAAAGAGAGAUAAACGAUAUGCAGGCGGUGUUAUCAGACGAGAGCCAGGUGCGCAUGGAGCUCCAGAUGGCCUUGGACAGUAAGGACAGUGACAUUGAGCAGCUGCGCUGUCAGCUGACCUCUCUUAGCAUCCACUCUAUGGACUCCACCAGCAUCAGCAGCAGUAACGACAUGGACGACAGCGGUUACCCAGAUACCAGGCUGGAGGGCUGGCUAUCACUUCCUAUGAAGAACACCAAGAGAUUUGGAUGGGAAAGAAGGUACGUGGUUGUAAGCAGUAAGAAGAUCUUGUUCUACAAUAGUGAUAUGGACCGAGAGCAGUCCAACCCCUACAUGAUCCUAGACAUUGAUAAGCUGUUCCACGUCCGACCAGUCACUCAAACAGACGUGUACCGUGCUGACACCAAAGAAAUCCCCAGGAUAUUCCAGAUCCUUUACGCCAAUGAGGGCGAGAGCAAGCGGGAGCAGGAGUUUGCGGUGGAGCCGCCGGCGCUGGCGGGCGAGCACUCGUCCUACGUUAAGCACAAGGGUCACGAGUUUAUCCCCACUCUCUACCACCUGCCGUCGAGCUGCGAGGCAUGCACGCGGCCCCUGUGGAACGUGUUCAAGCCGCCGCCCGCGCUGGAGUGCCGCCGCUGCCACACCAAGUGCCACAAGGACCACUUAGACCGGAAUGAGGAGGCCAUUGCCCCCUGCAGAGUGAACUACGACAUAUCCACGGCCAAAGACCUACUCCUAUUGGCCGGCUCUCAGGAGGAGCAGCAGCGAUGGGUCAGCCGGCUAAUCAGACGCAUCCCGAGGAAACAUCCUGGACCCGCCUCCGUGGCCCAAGCCCCUGAGCCACCCUCCCACUCCUCCCCCCGACUCUCCCCUGGCGCCUCCCCCGGCAACUCUCCAAGCCUGUCCCCCCACCGCGGAGCCAUCAAGGUCCAGCCCAGUCGCCAGCAGACUCAACCUGCAGGGAAGCCCAGCUUACCUCUAUAAUACAAUGGUUUGGUGUAUCCUCUCACAUCAUGUGGACUUUGACUGGAGCCUGGACACACAGUGGAACACACAUCUACUUGCCUUGUUCACAAAUGGCACCCUAUGGCUCUGGUCAAAAGUAGUGCACUCUAUAGGGAAUAGGGUGCCAUUUGAGACACACCCAAAGACUGCAAACCGCCAAGCAUUUACAAAUCUUUUAUGGGAAGAGGGUAAAGGUUAAUGUUGCAUUUACAGUGCCUUCGGAAAGUACUCAGACCCUUGACUUUUUCCACAUUUACAUUACAGCCUUAUUCUAAAAUGGAUUAAAUAAAUAAAAAAUCCUCAGCAAUUUACACACAAUACCCCAGAAUGAUGAAGCAAAAACAGGUUUGUAUACAUUUUUGCAAAUGUAUUAAAGAUAAAAAACAGAAACCUUAGUUACAUAAAUAUUUAGACCCUUUGCAAUGAGAUUUGAAAUUGAGCUCAGGUGCAUCCUGUUUCCAUUAAUCAUCCUUGAUGUUUCUACAACUUGAUUGGAAUCCUGUGGUAAAUUCAAUUGAUUGUACAUGAUU
Molecule: messenger RNA, 5242 nt
Organism: Oncorhynchus mykiss (rainbow trout)
Lineage: Eukaryota; Metazoa; Chordata; Actinopteri; Salmoniformes; Salmonidae
Product: rho-associated protein kinase 2
Biological process (GO): embryonic morphogenesis; Rho protein signal transduction; mitotic cytokinesis
Cellular component (GO): cytoplasm; cytoskeleton; centrosome
Molecular function (GO): ATP binding; Rho-dependent protein serine/threonine kinase activity; small GTPase binding
Source: RefSeq, a predicted model, not a curated record